Stylonychia lemnae is the source of this 1674-nucleotide messenger RNA. The record is from the annotation of a GenBank genome assembly. Lineage: Eukaryota; Ciliophora; Spirotrichea; Sporadotrichida; Oxytrichidae.
AUGCUAAAAGUUUUAACUACUAUUGCUACUGUUGGAUUUGCACUUGCUUAAAAAGGAGCAAUCAAAGUCAACCCUGAAUCCAGACUCAUGGAAGACGCACACAACAGAUCAGUCUUGUUCCAUGGUGUGAACGUUGUCUACAAAGUAGACCCGUACAUCCCCUCCAACGACAAAUUUGAUCCUCAACUAUCAAUGACUGAUGAGGAUAUUGACAAUCUCGUAAAAUGGGGUUUCAACUUUGUCAGAUUAGGAGUCAUGUGGGAAGCGGUUGAGAGAUCUCCAGACGUUUUUAAUCAUACCUAUCUCUAAGAAGUUGAGAAACUUGUCAACAAGAUGGGGGAAAAGGGUAUCUACACGUUGGUAGAUGCUCAUCAAGAUGUGUUUGCCAGACAUAUCUGUGGAGAGGGUGUGCCUGAUUUCUAUGCCUCAGAUGAUAUCCUUGAUCAUAAGUGCACUGGUGGACUCAUUCCUUGGAUAGCUACUCUAAUUGGAGCUUGCAAGUCAAUAAAAGACUAUGGCUUUAGAUUCGAUUAAAACGGAGACCCCCUGAUUGAAGAUUGCUAGAAAAACAAUUUCGCUGGCUACUAUCCAUCUCCAGAAUCUGUAUCUGGCUUCAAUAGACUCUAUGAGAAUAUUGGAGGUCUUUAAGAUAAAUUCAUCAACUACUGGGAAUAUGUGUCUCAAUACUUUGCUAAUAACCAGUAUGUGCUUGGCUACGAUCCUAUUAAUGAACCAUUCCCUUCUAAUAUUCUUACUGAACCUUCCCUUGUCUACCAUCCAGGUAAAUUUGACGAAGAAAAGCUCCAGCCAUUGUACAAGAGAGCAUACGAGAAAUACUACAAAGCUGACAAGUCAAAGAUCAUGUUCUUUGAAUCAGCUGAAUUUCCAGAUGAAAUCGGCAUUCUCGGUGGAUUUGUUUUCCAUCUUGGUUUUACUGAGCCUCCUGGUGGUGCUAACAACUUGACCACAUAAGUACUCAAUGAUCAUUCAUACUGCUGCUAACUAUCUUCAGAUAUUUGUGCCACUGGAGAGCCAAGUCUAGAUAAAGCCAAAGAAUGCAGAGACUGGCAUGAAGAUAGAAUCAACACUAGAUCUGAGGAUGCUCAAAAAUACGGUAUCCCACUUUUCAUCUCAGAAUUCGGUGCUUGUCUAAAUUCCUCAUCCUGUGUUCAAGAAAUAAAGUCUCUUACAGAUGUGUGUGAUGAGCAUUUAGUUGGCUGGGCUUACUGGCAAUACAAGAACUUUGCUGAUCUGACCACUUCAGCAGGAACUGCUUCUGAAGGUUUCUUUAACAAUGACGGAACUCUCUAAGAUGCCAAAGUUAAGGCCUUAGCUAGAACUUAUCUAUAAUCAACUCAAGGAGUCUUGAAAAGUAUGAACUUCAAUACUGAAAAUGCAGACUUCUCAGCCUCAUUUGUAGCAGACACCAGCAUCACUCAACCAACAGUUAUCUACUGGUCUCAAGAAUUCUGGUAUCCUCAAGGAUUCUCUAUGAAACUUACUGAUUCAAAGGGGCAAGUUCUCGCUCUUGACACAGACUACAAACUUGAUCAGUCAACACCCAACUACACAAAGGUCUAGAUUAUCAAUUCAGCUCUUAACUAACAACUUAUCAGUCUUACUCUUCACGCUAAAUAUAUAGAGGCUGUUUCUGUUCAAGCUCUUAUCCAAUGA